UGCAUUCUUUUACGUCCGUAUAAUUGCAAUGAUUUUUUUUUGGUUAAGUAAUCUAAUUAGAAUUUACAGUUCAUGUGUUCUUGUGGGUUAGUGAUAAGCACGCCUGGCUUCUCAUCAUUCCCUCCAACCCCCCUCUCUGUCUCUCUCUUUUGUUCCUUUGCUUUUUCUCUCUCUAAGGUUUCAUUGUUACUCUGAUUCUCUCUCUAAAUAAAGCCUCAAUUUUCUUGUUUAUCUCCUCUUUCUAUCACUUUUUUGUACUCUGCUUCUGUUCAUCUUUGAUUCUCCCUGAAAACUUUUUGGGUACAAGUUUGUAAAUCCGUAAUUCUCUCCAUCAGAUUGGAUCUGGGUUCGAGCUGAACGUAGGUUUUCAACAGAAACAACCAAUUCGGAUGUUUUUUAGUCGAAGACAAGGUUGAUCUCUUCUGGAAUGUGGGAUUUUUUUCUCUUACAAGUUAGUCUUCUCAACAGUUGCAACGUUUGUGAGGUGAAAAGAGGUAAAGGCUGCUUAGUAUGGCUGUUUCCAUGAGAGAUUUAGAUCCAGCUUUCCAAGGAGCUGGACAGAAAGCUGGGAUAGAGUUAUGGCGUAUUGAGAACUUUCGACCUGUCCCAGUUCCAAAGUCUUCCCAUGGGAAGUUUUUCACCGGGGAUUCCUAUAUAGUAUUGAAGGCAACAGCCCUUAAAAAUGGUGCCCUUCGUCACGACAUACACUAUUGGCUUGGUAAAGACACCUCUCAGGAUGAAGCCGGAACUGCAGCUGUUAAGACGGUGGAAUUAGAUGCUGCUCUUGGAGGACGUGCAGUUCAGUAUAGAGAAGUUCAAGGUCAUGAAACCGAGAAAUUCCUGUCGUACUUUAAGCCAUGUAUCAUACCUCAAGAGGGUGGAGUGGCAUCGGGAUUCAAACACGUGGAAGCUGAAGAACAUAAGACCCGUUUGUUCAUUUGCAGAGGAAAACACGUUGUCCAUGUCAAAGAGGUUCCAUUUGCUCGUAGCUCUUUGAACCAUGACGACAUUUUUAUUCUUGACACGAAGUCCAAGAUUUUCCAAUUCAAUGGAGCGAAUUCAAGUAUUCAAGAGAGAGCAAAGGCACUGGAGGUUGUGCAGUACAUCAAAGAUACAUACCAUGAUGGCAAAUGUGAAGUUGCUGCUGUUGAGGAUGGCAAACUUAUGGCUGAUGCUGAAAGUGGAGAGUUUUGGGGUUUCUUUGGUGGAUUCGCUCCCCUUCCUAGAAAAACUGCCAGUGAUGAGAAAAAGCCAUAUGACUCUGAUAGUACCAAACUUUUUUGGGUCGAGAAGGGUCAGGCAAAACUAGUUCAGGUUGAUUCAUUGAAAAGAGAGAUGUUAGGCACUGAUAAGUGCUACAUUCUUGAUUGUGGGCUCGAACUAUUUGUGUGGAUGGGAAGAAACACAUCUCUCGAUGAAAGGAAAAGUGCAAGUGGAGUGGCAGAAGAAAUGAUCCGUUCUUCUGAAAGACCCAAAUCACAAGUAAUCCGAACAAUAGAAGGGUUUGAAACCGUGCCAUUCCGGUCCAAGUUCGAUUCCUGGACUCAAGAAACAAAUGUAACUGUGUCGGAGGAUGGUAGAGGCAGAGUUGCUGCUCUUUUGCAACGUCAAGGGGUGAAUGUGAGAGGCCUGCUGAAAGCUGCUCCUUUGAAAGAGGAGCCCCAGCCUCACAUUGAUUGCACUGGAAAUCUGCAGGUUUGGCGUGUGAAUGGUCAGGAGAAAGUUCUUCUUCAAGGUGCUGAUCAGUCAAAAUUCUACAGUGGAGAUUGCUACAUAUUCCAGUAUUCUUAUCCCGGGGACGAGAAAGAGGAAGUUCUUAUCGGGACAUGGUUUGGGAAACAGAGUGUGGAGGAAGAAAGAGCUUCUGCAGUCUCCAUGGCGGGCAAAAUGGUCGAGGCAAUGAAAUUCAUGCCUGUCCAAGUUCGCAUUUGCGAAGGAAAGGAACCCAUCCAAUUCUUUGUGAUAAUGCAAAGUUUCAUCGUCUUUAAGGGUGGUCUUAGCAAUGGGUACAAGAAAUACAUUGCAGAGAAAGAAGUUUCUGAUGACACUUAUAAUGAGAACGGUCUUGCGUUAUUCCGUGUUCAAGGGUCUGGUCCCGAGGAUAUGCAAGCGAUACAAGUUGACCCGGUUGCUUCAUCCCUGAACUCUUCAUACUGUUACAUACUACAUAACGGUUCAAGUGUCUUUACUUGGUCCGGGAAUCUUGCAACCUCGGUUGACCAGGAACUCGUUGAAAGACAGCUCGACGUAAUUAAGCCAAACCUACAGACAAGAACACAAAAGGAAGGUUCAGAAUCUGAACAAUUUUGGGAAUUAUUGGGAGGAAAAUCCGAAUACCCGAGCCAAAAGUUCACAACGGAACCCGAGACUGACCCUCACUUGUUCUCUUGCACAUUCUCGAGAGGGACACUGAAGGUGACAGAGAUAUAUAACUACACCCAGGAUGAUUUGAUGACUGAAGAUAUCUUUAUUCUAAACUCUCACUCAGAGAUCUUCAUCUGGGUUGGGCAAGAAGUGGACUCCAAAGCUAAGUUACAGGCUUUAACUAUUGGAGAGAAAUUUAUCGAGAAAGAUUUUCUCCUGGAGAUGCUAUCACGUGAGGCCCCGAUAUAUGUAAUCAUGGAAGGUAGUGAGCCGCCUUUCUUCACCCGGUUCUUCACUUCUUGGGAUUCCUCGAAAUCUACUAUGCAUGGGAACUCAUUCCAAAGGAAACUUGCAAUAGUAAGAAAUGGUGGCACUCCAGUUGUAGAUAAACCGAAAAGAAGAACACCCGUUUCAUAUGGCGGUCGAACCAGUGUUCCCGACAACUCGCAACAGCGUUCUAGGAGCAUGUCUUUCAGUCCAGACAGGGUUCGGGUAAGAGGAAGAUCCCCGAAGUUCAAUGCACUAGCGGCGACAUUCGAGAACCCGAAUGCUCGGAACCUCUCGACACCUCCCCCAGUCAUGAGAAAACUCUAUCCGAGAUCUGUUACUCCUGAUUCUGCGAGGUUGGCUCCCAAGUCUUCCGCCAUUGCUGCUCGUAGUGCCAUCUUUGAACAAGCAGCGGCUAUACCUCCACGGGAACAUAUCUUUCCCAAAUCACUCAAAGUUCACCUGAAGAAACCCGAGCCAGUGGCACCAGAAUCCAACUCAAAGGAGAAGGAUGGGAAGGAGAACAAUGGAAAGGAGAAUUCGAUGAACUCGAUUCAGGAAGAUGCUAAAGAAGGAGAAGCUGAGGAAGACGAAGGCCUCCUGACAUACCCUUUUGAUCGCCUCAAGACAACCUCAACCGACCCUGUCUCGGACAUUGAUGUAACGAGGAGAGAGGCGUACCUGUCGUCGUCGGAGUUCAAGGAGAAAUUCGGGAUGGCAAAGGAAGCAUUCUACAAGCUACCGAAGUGGAAACAGAACAAGUUCAAAAUGGCUGUUCAACUCUUCUGAUGAGAUCUCCUUCCCCUUUGGAAAAAAAUUCUCCCUCUCCACCAUUGCAGGUGUCCAGCAAGAACAUCAACUACACAGAAGAGAUUCAAGGGGCAGAGCGUCGGUGCAUUCUUAGCUGCUUCUGCUCCCUAGAGAGAUGCUGCAUUUUCAUGGCUUGUUCAAACCAAAAACCAGUAGUUUUUUUUUUUCUCAUGAGGUGUUUGCAUGCCUAUUGCCUAGUUCUUUUUUUUUUUUUUUAAUUUCAUUGGUGGAGUUAGAUUUUUUUUUUCCCAGUCACUGGGUUGACCUUGAGUCCUUGAUUUUUUUUUUGCUAUCAAAAUGAGGGAAAUAAUUUAGGGAAUUCGUUGGCUUGCAAUUUCAGACUGUCUUUAGGGUCUGUUUUUUUUUUGCAUGACUGAGGGUGAGGGUUUGUUUUUUUGGGUGUACAGCAGAGAAUGUAGAAACUACAAGAAAACGUGUGCUUUGUUAUUUUAUUUUUAAAAUCUUCAUUUAUUAUUUA
Tarenaya hassleriana is the source of this 3919-nucleotide messenger RNA. RefSeq names its product villin-4-like. The record is from RefSeq and is a predicted model, not a curated record. Gene Ontology annotation, molecular function: actin filament binding. Gene Ontology annotation, biological process: cytoskeleton organization; actin filament severing. The transcript has 25 exons. NCBI's taxonomy places the organism in Eukaryota, Viridiplantae, Streptophyta, Magnoliopsida, Brassicales, Cleomaceae. Bases 511 to 3420 code for a protein of 969 amino acids.